CCUUAUUUCAGGCCCUUUAACUCUCCGCUGGCUGUUCAGAUAGCCAAGCGCAGGGUUGAGUCAGAGUACGCAGUGGUAGGAACUUGGGAGGAGACCAACAUAACUCUUACAGUUUUGGAGCACUAUAUUCCCCGAUACUUCGCUAAAGCUAAAAUGAUCUUUCAUAUGUACCAAAAGACCUUACAGAAUCGUAAUCGCAAUAAUAGAAAGCCCCAGGUGGACCCAGACGUCAGGGCCAUGGUCAGGCGUAACUUCACCCAUGAAUACGACUUUUACUACUUCUGCAAACAGCGCCUAUAUACGCAGUACAUAGCCCUCAAGCGAAAUGAAAUGGAUCGACUGCAUAACCCCUAACCCUUAAGACUGAACUUUCUAUAGUUAUUGGCAUA
This is a messenger RNA of Drosophila biarmipes, 389 nucleotides long. RefSeq names its product heparan sulfate 2-O-sulfotransferase pipe-like. Bases 154 to 354 code for a protein of 66 amino acids. Lineage: Eukaryota; Metazoa; Arthropoda; Insecta; Diptera; Drosophilidae. The transcript has 2 exons. The record is from RefSeq and is a predicted model, not a curated record.